Molecule: messenger RNA, 2535 nt
Organism: Magnolia sinica
Lineage: Eukaryota; Viridiplantae; Streptophyta; Magnoliopsida; Magnoliales; Magnoliaceae
Product: MLO-like protein 9
Exons: 15
Coding region: 240-1982 (580 amino acids)
Biological process (GO): defense response
Cellular component (GO): membrane
Source: RefSeq, a predicted model, not a curated record
AAGAAGAAAAAAGAAAAAAAGAAAAAGAUCGUGUAAUUUUUUCAGGAAAAAAAUUUCUUAAGCUCUUUCCGAUCUCCUUUAAUAUUUUCUUCCCACUAUAGAAUUUGUAGAAAAUGUUAUGUUAAGGGAGAUCGAAGCCUGGUAUUUUCACUUCCCGAAUUGAUAAAGAAUCUUAGGAAAUACUAUUGAAAAGAAAUUGGAAUUUUCGUAUUUUCCUACAAUUGCAUUAGAUUGUAACCAUGGCAGGAGGUGGAGGUGGUGCUCCUGUAAGGGAACUUGAUGAGACGCCGACAUGGGCGAUUGCUACCGUGGUCGCAGUUAUUAUCUCGGUAUCAAUAAUUUUAGAGAUGGUUCUUCACAAAGUUGGAGAGUGGUUUACAAGGAGACGCAAGAGGGCCAUGUAUGAAGCUCUUGAGAAAGUUAAAGGAGAGUUGAUGGUUCUUGGUUUCAUUUCCUUACUUCUGACAUUCGGGCAGAGCUACAUUACCGGAAUCUGUAUUUCGGAGAAAUCUGCUGAUACAAUGCUGCCCUGUGGCAUUAGAAGCGCGAUAAUGGAGGAUCAACAUGGACCUCAAAUCGAUCAUGGUCCACCGUCUGGUGAGAAUCAUGUACCGUCCGACGAGCCCCAUCCACCAUUAGACGAUCAUGGUCAACCUGCAGAGGAUCAUCCUCAGCCUGCCAAUGAGCAUCCUCAGCCUGCCGAUGAACAUCCUCGGCCUGCUGAUGAGAAUCAUGGGCGGAGGCUUUUAUGGGAAGAUUAUUUAGGGGAUUUGGGUCCGCAACGUAGGGUUCUAAGCGGUGGCGGGGGACAUCAUAAAUGUCCCGAGGGUAAGGUGCCGCUUGUUUCAGCAAAUGCUAUACAUCAGUUGCACAUCUUCAUAUUUUUUUUAGCAGUCUUUCAUGUUACAUCUAGUGCUCUAACAAUGACCCUCGGAAGAAUGAAGAUUCGUGCAUGGAAGGAAUGGGAGAUGGAAACUGCAUCCACUGAUUAUGAAUAUUCUAAUGACCCUUCAAGAUUCAGAUUUGCUCAUGAGACGUCUUUCGUGAGACUCCACACAAGUCUUUGGACUCGGCUUCGUGUUUCAUUUUACAUACUCUGCUUCUUCCGUCAAUUUUUCAGGUCUGUUCGUAGUGCUGAUUACCUGACCAUGCGCCAUGGAUUCAUCGCUGUUCAUUUAGCUCCUGGAACUAAGUUUAACUUCCAAAAAUAUAUUAAAAGGUCAUUGGAGGAUGACUUCAAGGUAGUUGUGGGAAUCAGUCCUUUACUGUGGGCUUCAGUUGUGGUCUUCCUGCUUGUUAAUGUUAAGGGUUGGCAUGCACUGUUUUGGGUAUCUGUAAUGCCUCUAAUUACAAUUCUGUUGGUUGGAACAAAGCUGCAAGUUAUUAUCAUGACAAUGGCCCUUGAAAUCCGAGAGCGGCAUGCAGUGGUUCAAGGAAUUCCUCUUGUGCACAUCAGUGACAAAAAUUUUUGGUUUAGUCGGCCUCGUUUUAUACUGUCACUCAUCCAUUUCACACUGUUUCAGAAUGCAUUCCAAAUAAUAUACUUCCUUUGGAUAUGGUACGAGUUUGGGUUGAAUUCUUGCUUACACGAAAAUUUUACACUUAUACUUUGCAGAGUUGCUCUUGGGGUGGGAGUCCAAUUUUUAUGCAGCUACAUUACACUUCCACUGUAUUCACUUGUAUCUCAGAUGGGAACACACAUGAAGCAGUCCAUAUUCGACGAACAGACAUCUAAGGCCCUCAAGAAAUGGCAUCAAGCUGCAAAGAAGAAGCAUGGGAAGACACCUCCCCAUUCCCCUACUUCUAGGACUUUGGGUAUGAGCGCAGAUACAAGUGGGGAUUCAACGCCGUUGCAUGAACUUCAAGUCAAGGCUAGUGCAACGGGCAUCACAACAUCACGCUCCAACAAGAAUCUUCACUCAAACCAUGAAAUGACUGAGAUGGAAGGCAACAUGUCACCCUCGGUACCGAAUUUGCUCUGAUGACCCCACGAGCUGCAAACUGAUGUGGUGAUCUGAUUAGUGAAUUUAGGCUCUCUCAUAGUUUUUGUAAGAAUUUAGCUGAAAAUCAUGUAUACCAUGGACUGGCAGAGAACUUGAUUACAAUAGAUGGUCUUGAUCUCCUAUGUCAAGCACAAGGGUCUAGAAUGUGGGCUAAAUGAACAAGCACGCCAUGAUGAAGAUGGCAUCUCAUUGGCUAAGCCUUCUACAUCAAUGAAAAGUACCCAAUGGUGGUGGUUGAUGAUGAUGACAAUGAUGGUGUUAGCAGUGUCAUUAUGAUGAUGAUGAUGACAAUGAUGGUGUUAGCAGUGUCUAUGAUGAUGAUGAUGAUGACACUGAUGGUGUUAGCAGAGUCUAUGAUGAUGAUGACAACUCUCCUUGGGCAGUUCUGUUUUCCAUGCCUCAAUGUGGUGCAUUUACUAUCAUAUCUUGUACAUUGUAAGGUGCAUUUGAGACAUGGUAACAUUAGGCUAUGUACAAGAAGUGUAAUUUUCAUUUGGGAAAAGAAUGUCGAUACAAUAGUCUGUUUUAGUCA